This is a messenger RNA of Truncatella angustata, 406 nucleotides long. RefSeq lists its product as uncharacterized. The transcript has a single exon. The coding region runs from base 134 to 397 and encodes 87 amino acids. The record is from RefSeq and is a predicted model, not a curated record. Lineage: Eukaryota; Fungi; Ascomycota; Sordariomycetes; Amphisphaeriales; Sporocadaceae.
UUGGGAAUCAGAUAAUAUCGAUACCUCGGAGAGGCGUCCAGCGCUUGCAACGCUGAUCGCUAAGCGCAAAGCGGUUGCUGUCGCGUGUCUGAACUGCCGUAAACGAAAGACCAGAUGUAACGGCGUUGAGCCGAUGUGCGUUACUUGCAGUCAUAGAGGCAUCGAGUGCAGCUAUUCCAAGGGAGAUGGUCUGGCUGUUCUGGAAAUGGAUAUCUCCAACCUGGAAGUUGAGAACAACCAACUGCGAGAGGCACUUGGGCUUCUCUGCACACGACCUGAGCACAAUGCGCACGAGAUAUUCAAGCGUCUGCGCACGACUAACGAUCCGAUUGCUGUACUCCAAUCUGUUACGGACGCGAAGCUGCUGUUGAACAACCCACCAGCGGCCUCAAUCUAAUAGCGUUAG